This is a messenger RNA of Trichobilharzia szidati, 1924 nucleotides long. The record is from the annotation of a GenBank genome assembly. NCBI's taxonomy places the organism in Eukaryota, Metazoa, Platyhelminthes, Trematoda, Strigeidida, Schistosomatidae.
AUGAAGUUCCAGGUCGAAGUGUUUACUCUUCUCUCUUGGUACUGGAGUAUUAACUCUCCCAGCUGCCUUUCAACAAGCGGGAUGGGUUAUUUCUGUCUGUGUAAUUAUUACUCUAUGUUUCUUAAGGCACUAUCAAUAACUAAUGGUUUGCAAAAACUGAAGGGGACAAACCUUCGAAAUGAAGACCAUGAAGACAGCGAGCGCAUCAUUGACGAGACAUCUAACGAUGGUGCCAGUUUUAGGAUUAAUUCAGAAGACUUUCAAAUCACUGAGAAAUAUGAGCUUGGUCAAAUGUCUUUGAUGUAUUUCGGGAAGAUCGGGAAUAUUCUUUUCUAUAUUAAUAUAUGCACAUAUUUGUAUGGUGAUUUGGCUAUCUACUCUUCAGCAGUCCCAAAAUCAUUACGCAAUGUUGUUUGUUCUUUAAACAAUUCAAAGAACUCUUCACUAUCUGAUCUUGAUCUCUGUUGGGCAUCAUCAUCGCUUACACGCAUGGAUGUAUACAGAAUAUUCGUUGUUGUAUUUGGAGCAUUUGUGCUACCAUUUCUAUUCUUCAGUGUAACUCGUUCACGAUGGCUUCAACUACUCACUGUUUGCUUACGUUGGCUUGGUUUCCUACUAAUGUUAAGCCUAUCCAUUGAAAGAGCUAUCCUAUUGCGGAAAAGCAUUUCAGUCGCCUCACUGCCUCAUCUGAAUACUACUAGUAGUAAUAUCCUCCUCUGGAAUCCAUCAAUUUAUACAUUGUUUAGCCAACCAGAACCAAUUCCUCAACCGCCAAUGUUUCAACCGCAUAACAUACCGAAUUUAUUCGGUGUUUGUGUUUACGUGUUCAUGUGUCAUCAUUCUAUCCCGGGUAUUGUAACACCGAUAAGAAAUAAGUAUAGAAUAUUGUAUAGAGUAUUUAUUCCCGUGUUUAUAACAGUUCUGUUAUUCAAUCUACUCCUGUCGAGUACAGCUAUAAUUGCUUUUAAUCAUAUUGAAGAUUUAUAUACCUUGAAUUUUAUACCUGAUAAGGCGUUUAUUGAUAUCUCACAUAUUCCGUAUACAAUAGCCUUAAUAUUCGGUUACUUUUUAUGCUUAUUCCCUGUAUUCGCACUCACCUCAUCCUAUCCAAUUAUUGGAACUAGUCUACUCGGCAAUAUAUACAGUUUAUGCAGUUUUUUCCCUAUAUUUCAUAGUGAUAAAGCACAAAAGGCGUUGAAGUAUACUCUACCGUUUAUUGUCGCCUUGCCUCCAUUGUGUAUAGCCUUGAUAACUAAUAAUGUCGGCUAUUUAACUGGUUUCACGGGAGCGAUAUUCGGCUCAGGCAUACAGUAUAUUAUACCAGCUGUAUUAGUGUAUAAAGCACGCCGAGAAUUUUCAAAUUUUAUCAUAUCAAAUGGUGUAACCAAGAAAAUGGAUGGGGAACAUCAAAAUAAUAGUAGUAGUGAUUUGAGAACUGUUAAUAAUAAUGAUAAUAAUAAUGGUGAUGAUGACGCAAUGAUACAGACAACUUCAAGUAAUACUGCAGAAAGUAAUGAGGUAUACAAUUCAACAGAAUGCUUGACUACUGCUGCUGCUGCUAAUAACUUGCCACAAACAGUUUCAAUUAUCGACAAAUAUUCAUAUCAUCGGUUAACAGCUAAGUUUACUAUGCAUGCAUCACCUUUUCAAAGUAUUGCUUGGAUUCUAUUCAUAUUUAUAUGGGCUAUAUUUUGUAUGGUGAUUGUUCUUAUUGAUAAAAUACAUCAUAUUUGAUGCAUUCUCACUCCUUUAUUUUCUCUCUCUCUCUUCCUCCAAUCUAUUGAUUCAUACACACACGCACACACACAUUUUUCCGCCUUUGUUGAUUACUGCUCAAUCAAGUGUUUUUGCCUUAAUGCUACCACUGUCUUCUCUAAUUAUUAUUUGUAUAAUAAAAACUAUAAUUGUAUACACAAUUUUGGAU